Messenger RNA from Staurois parvus, 306 nucleotides. The record is from the annotation of a GenBank genome assembly. NCBI's taxonomy places the organism in Eukaryota, Metazoa, Chordata, Amphibia, Anura, Ranidae.
GCAGUCUCCCAAGCAAAAAAAAAAACCCUCUCUAGCAAUACACACCAAACUGAGCAUGUGCAGAGUGUCUCCAUACAAUAUAUCUUAUCAGUAGAUAAGAGGGGGGUGCUGGAAGAAGGGGAGGAUCAGAGAAGUCAAGAUCAAACAGCAUUUUUACACAAUGCGGAGGAUUAACCCCUUAGGUUCCACAGUGAGUAUAACAAGCAUGCUUUACUGCCAGGGGCGGACUGACCACUCAUGGGGCCCCCCCGGGCAAUAGGGGAUCAUGGGGCCCCUGUGUCCUUGCCCAAACUCAAAAAAGCAUAU